This is a messenger RNA of Diachasma alloeum, 6476 nucleotides long. RefSeq names its product DENN domain-containing protein Crag (gene Crag). Gene Ontology annotation, molecular function: protein binding. NCBI's taxonomy places the organism in Eukaryota, Metazoa, Arthropoda, Insecta, Hymenoptera, Braconidae. Gene Ontology annotation, cellular component: cytoplasmic vesicle; ESCRT I complex. Bases 1138 to 5949 code for a protein of 1603 amino acids. The transcript has 13 exons. The record is from RefSeq and is a predicted model, not a curated record. Gene Ontology annotation, biological process: regulation of Rab protein signal transduction.
UACAUCGAAACCCCCCUACCAAUCGGUGUGUCAAACGACCAUUAAACGCGGUAUGAAGACAAAAAUACUCGUUCCCCAACAGUUCCAACAAUACUCCUUCAGUUUCAUUGAGAAUUUCUCCUUCUUUUUAUUUCACUAAAAAGGAAAUGCAUCCCAGAGAUAUAAGACACACAACUACGUAUCGACAUUGAUGAUUUAGAACAAAAACAAAAAAUCCAACCUAUUCUGGUCAACCAUUUUGCCACUCAGGAAAGAUGGCCGUCCAAGAAACACGGGUUUUACUCUUAUUUUUACCGUAAAAUCUAAUCGGUUUAGUGUCUCAAGUGUUGAACAAGUGUUUGUUAAGUGUGUUAAACAAUGAAUAAUAGUGAAUAUUCCAUUGAAACAAAUGAAUUCAAUGAUUAAUCCACAUUUAAUUCUCGAAAGAAAUCAUUCAAAACUCUGUCGUGUGUGACAUCUAACCUCAAAUUUCGUUUACUCCUGUGGUAAUAGUACAAUUUCCACAUAAUAUCCGCUGUAUUCCCUCCCAAAUAUCAAUUAAAAAAUAUAAAUUGAAUCAAACUACGACAAUUACCGUCAAAACUUGUCCAAACUCACGAAUCAGUGCCUCAUAGAUUAAUUCCAUAUAUAUGAAACGUGUAUAUAUAUGCAUUCUAACUCCUACUCAUUCGCUCUCAAAACGUCGUUCAGUGUCUGACCAUGCAUUUGCAUGUGCAUCAUUACGUUACUUUAAAACAUUAGACGCAUAAUUCUAACCUUCGUACGAGAAAAACAGAGAAAAAAAUGCUGCAAUUUUCAUACUAUCAACUGGGUGCAUGUAGUAAAUACUGGCUGUUGUUUUUACUAGUGAUUGGAAUACCAGUAAAUUCCUUAACUGAAUCAUAACAUUUCAAUUGAUGGACAUUACUCAUUAUCAAGUUGUUUCCAACUCCAGAAAACAUUUUUAUUUUAUCAUUUUGUCAAUAAUCAUCAAGAACCAUCAGCGGAGAUACAAGGAUUACAGUGUUUUGCAAAGAGUUGACGUCCAUCAGAAUCUAGUGUUUUUUGUAGCAAAUACUUGAUGCAUUUGACCUUGUUGUACUCUCAAAGAUUUAUAAAUAAACAUUUUUAAUUAAGUAUAAGUAUACGGUGGAUAUCAUGAUGGACGAGAGGAGAGUUGCGGAUUAUUUUGUUGUUGCUGGUCUACCUGGUGCGAAUGAUGACAGUGAUAAGGAGAAUGAAUCAACUGAGAAACUUGAGAAUUGGUGUCAAGAGGGGACACACCUCAAGGAUAUGCAUAUGCAGGCACCUAUCACUGAUUUGGCAGUGAUAUUUACAUCAUUAGGGGAAAAGUGCCCUGAGGGCUUUAUAUGCUUGGAGCAAACUGUCUCUGGAUUUCCAGCUGACCUCAAUCAUGGAAGUUUAAGGACUAAUGAGUGUUAUUUGUGUUAUCGGAGGGGAAGGGACAAACCCCCUCUUGUCGAUAUUGGUGUCAUUUACGAAGGAAAAGAACGCAUAAUGGUAGAUGCCAAAAUGAUCGAGAAAACCCCUUCAGGUCAUAUAGCAAAUAUCAACAAUUCUACAUCGAAAAUAUUCGUAACAUACAGACGUGCAAGUCGCAAGAUGCCAUGCAACUCAUUAGUAGUAACCGAUAUUUGUGUAAUAUUGACAAAUAAAGGUGAAACAGCGCCCCAGGCCUUCUGCACCAUAAACAAGAAUCUUAACAAAGGAAUGUUGGGUAGUGACGUUUUUCUUUGCUACAAGAAAUCAAUGGAUCGAGCCAAUCUCAUAUCCUUCAAGCCAGCGAUACUCUACAAAUAUCCAGUCACUGAUUACAAUAGUUUUGGAUUUCCCAAUUCAGUUGCCAUGUUCUGUUUGCCCAUGGGUGCAACCAUUGAGUGUUGGCCAAAGGUUGCCUACAAGCCUAAACCAGUUUUCUCAACUUUUGUUCUCACUGUUGCUGAUGCUGCCCAGAAGAUUUACGGCUCAGCGAUAACCUUCUACGAGGAAGUAGUGCCAGACUCCAAUGGCUCAAACAAUACAGAGCCCCUCGAAAUACUAGAGAAAUCUGAUAAAACAGAUGGUGAGAAUAUCACAGAGAACAAGCCCCAAGUGAAGAUGAAGAUAUUCAAGAAAUUUGGUGUUCUGAAGAGAUUGAAUUUAGCACAAUUGGAGAAACUCCAGUAUACAGACCCAGAGACUCAAUCUUUGAACAUCAGCAAAUCCAUCUGCAUCCUCUCCCACUGGCCGUUCUUCGAUACUUUCGAAAAAUUCCUUGGAUUUCUUCACAGCCUCACUGAUGGUAAAGCUCAGAGUAUACCCAUCGAAAAGUACAUUUCCUAUUUUCUCUGUGACAUACCAUUUCCUAGCCCCCAAAGGCCUAGAAUUUUCGUCCAACUCAGCAGCAUAGACAGACUAAUUCUCACUCAACCAGAGGACCUAGCUCUACCAAGAUCCGGUGCUAGUUUUCGUCAAUUGCUCAUGAAUCUUGGCCCUGACAAUUGUAUGCUGAUACUACUGCUGAUAUUAACUGAACAAAAGAUACUUGUCCAUUCACUGAGACCAGAUGUGCUUACAUCAGUGAGUGAGGCUAUCGCAAUGAUACUGUUUCCAUUUAAGUGGCAAUGUCCUUACAUACCUCUCUGUCCACUUGGCCUAGCCGAGGUACUUCAUGCACCGUUGCCAUUCCUAAUUGGCGUUGAUUCACGUUUUUUUGAUUUAUACGAUCCACCGUCCGAUGUUAAUUGUGUGAAUCUAGACACUAAUAAUAUUGUACUAUGUGAGGAUAAGAGACACUUGAAUACUAAAUUGCUACCGAAAAAAGCUGGUAGAAUAUUGAAGGGUGAUUUAGACAAGAGCUAUGCAAAAUUGAAUUCAUUGGCGAAAACGCAGUCGUCCCAGCGAGAAAAUGCGAGUGAGGAUUUUAGUGUUGAUAAGGAGUUUCAACAGAAAAGGAGGGAACAGGGACUAGAACUCGAAAUACAGAAUAGUUUUCUAAGAUUUAUGGCGUUGAUUUUGAACGGCUAUCGAAGUUACCUGUUACCAAUAACGAAAGCACCGACAGUUGGAUCUACUGAUCCCACUAGUCUUUUUAAUAUUCAAGCGUUCCUCAGGAGUCGAGACAAGGCGCAUGCCAAGUUCUACAGCAUGCUUGUGAGAACACAAAUGUUUAUAAGGUUCAUUGAGGAGAGCAGCUUUGUUUCGGACAUGGAUAUGGCAGGUUUGGCCUUCUUUGAUGAAUGCACGGAGAGAAUUGAAGAGGAGAACGUGACAUUCUUGGAACUCGAUGAAUCUCAACACAGUGAGAGAACUGUAUUCAUACCACCACCUGAUCCAGGCCCCAAUCAGGAGCCCCUUGUUUAUAAGACAUUUCAAUUGAAUCCGGAUUUGAUGAGGCCACAGAAGAAUCUCAGCUUGAAAAAUCCAGCUGUGAGUUGUUUUGGCAUAACACCCGGAAGUCCAAUGGCUCGUAGAACAAAACAUGAGAUCAAAGUCGCCCAGAAAAUGGCUCGUAAACAGGCUGGUCUGCCAGAGAGAUGGGGCAGAUGUCUUCUGGGAACCUGCUAUAGUCUAUGGUUCUUACAUCUACCAGGGAUGCUUCAGGUGUCUAGCCAACCUGCUGCUAUUCUUCAUCAGGCUUAUGAGUUGCUCGUGAAAAUGCAAAAGCUCAGAUUGGAUCCAAUGGAAGAGGUUUGCUAUAGAGCAAUGAUGCAGCUAUGUGGUGUUUAUGGACAGCCAGUAUUGGCAGUGAAAUUACUCUUCCACAUGAAACGCAGCGGGGUGCAACCAAACGCCCUCACUUAUGGAUUUUACAAUAAGGCUGUCCUUGAAGCCACGUGGCCUUCAGACAUGACCAACUCCAGCCAGCUAAUGUGGAACAAACUGCGUAAUGUUAUCGUGGGCGCCGCCUUGUUCAAGAGGGCAGGGAAAAAAAGUGCCAGGAGGAGAUUGAGUUCCAAUCCCGAAGUACUUAGUAUCGAUGGUCUCAAACACCAGGGGAUGGAACACUUGGCCACGUCCAGAUCUAGUCUCGAUAGUACACACUCACAUGAUCAAGAGGCGCUGAAUAAUGACUUAGCAUUGAAAGGCAGCUCAGUGCCGGACCUACCGAAUUUCGGAUUACUGGAGAUGAGGAAUAAAUUCCGCCGCCAGGAUAGUAUCGUUAAAGACACUGGAAUGCUAAGUGCAUCGCAGCCUGAGGCGCUGGAUGAGUCACCGACAGACUCGAGAUCAACACACAGUCCUGAAUCUCCUCUUAAGAGUCCCGUUCGAACUCCGGUUACCGAGAAUGAUCCACUUGGGGCAUUGAUGAACGACGAGACACCCAUUGUAUCGCCGUCCGAAGAGAAUGACUCGAAUUGCUCAACGAGUACACUGACUGUUGUUAAUAAUACGAUCGGUGAAAGACCCGGUGGGCCUCUUCUAUUUCGGAGCAAUGCCAUGCAGAGAAGCGCCACAUUUCAUCAGGCAGUCGAUGACUCUCCCGCUGCAGUCAGCAGUCAACUCCAGAGAAGUGAAACAAUGCCCCAUUCUGUUGCACAACAAGGUGAACAGGAGAAAGAACGAGACAGACUGGAAAUCAGCAGCCUCUGGUCCAACAAAGACAGUGUCACUUCUAGCUUAUCAAGUCUAGGCUCCAGUUUAAAGCUCAGUUUCGGACGAUACUCAGCUGGAGGUCUGGCGUUUGCUAAAAAUAAGGAUUUAAUAACCCAAAACUUUAGUGAGUCCCUUAAUCUCUCCAAUUACAUAAGUCCCUCGAGUCUCACUGGCAAGAAAUCCAACGAAAUAAUCCUGGGGGGCUUGAACAGUCUGAAAUCAGCAGCAACAACAGUCGUAAAGAAAUUCGAUGAAAUAAAAGAGGCGAUAUCAGUGACCAGCACCCCGGUAAAAUCGAAGGAUCGUGACCAACGUCUGGGUUAUGGUGUAUCCCACGAAUCUCUAGAUUCAUUGACCGAUGGAUCUCAGCAGGAUCGCAACGAAAUUACGGCGAGAAUGUCUGGGGACUCUGGCAUUGACGGCUUGGGUUCUCUAUAUGAAUUGGCAGACUGCAUGUAUCCAAAAGAAUCUCGAGAAUUCGAUGAACGUCCAGCGGUAGAACUUGUAAUCUCUAGUGCCAGCAGGUGUCAUCAUUGUAUGGCCAUACUCUAUGAUGAGGAGAUAAUGGCUGGGUGGAAGCCUGAAGACUCGAAUUUGAAUACUAUCUGUCAGUUUUGUGGAAAAGCCACAGUUCCUCUUCUCACAGUCACGAUUUUCGAUUACAGAUGCAAUGAGGGAGAAAAGAUCAACGAUCCUCUGACCGGUGCCCUGGUUGAGCUCCUUGAUCAGCCAAAAGAACUAGCAGAACCCAUAACUGUCCCUUACCUGAAUCCUCUUGUACUACGAAAAGAAUUGGAAAAUGUGUUGAGUCAAGAAGGUGAUACUUGCUUGACAAAGCACGGAUUCAUAGAAGAACAUUUAAUAGUCUAUUGGAAUUUGAUCUGGUAUUUCGAGAGGAUAAAUCUCAACAGCCAUCUGCCCGAGUUGUGGUUGAACAAUGACAGAGUCAAGGAUUUAUCCAGCAAUUCGAGUUUAGUGGGUGUAAGAACGCUGUGGGACAAUGAGAAACUGCACAUGAAUCGUUUACCAAUGUAUCUACAGUGGAGGCAGUGCACCGAAGACAGAACACUGAUGAAAAACGUCAUUGACAAUGUUCGUCGUAAUAACUUGACAGACCCAAUCAAACGUGUGGCCUUAGAGAGGAGUAAAGCCGAGGCGGCGGAACUAACACCAUUUUCUAUAUACAGAGAUAUUUUGUUUUUGGCCUUUACAGUACUUGGAAGGGGAAAUAUUGAUCAGGGUGUAUUUGAUCGUCAAUAUACGACCGCCUUGGAGAAUCUAGCCGAAUACGAGGGGAAAUUACGUAGCACUGAUGCAGCCCCGACCGCAAUGACUCUGUACUGCAGAUCCUAUUUCAAACAGUUAAACAUAUAAUCUAACUAAAAAACACGAACAAGUUCAAGUGGAAAGUAACAGUGUAUCAUAAGGGCUUUUUUUAACGAUUCAAAGUACGAAUUGUAUGAGAGUGAUGAGAGAAACUCGAGGGUAGAUGUCCCUCGUAAUUCGACACCAGAAAUGAUCCUCUGUAAGCUUAGAACAAACAAAACUAAGUAUUAGUUAAGUGCAAUAGGAGGAGAACAAAUCAGAUAGAAAUGAUUGAUGAAACAAAUUUUACGAUAUACUUUGGAUUAUCGUAUUGCCGACAAUAUUUACGCCGGUCGUUACAUCCAUUCCCCUUUCCCCCCGUUCUCUAUUAUUAGAAUUUUCAUCCUUUUUUUCCGCUUGAAUUGGGAUGAAAUAAUCCCAGAGGAUCGAAUGUUUCAUUACUUUAUUCACAUUAGGGGAAAGUGGGGCAAAAUGAAACAGUCAAAAAAGCAACUGUUUGAUGCAACUCAAGCAAAAAAUAUUUUUUUUGUAAAUUUUUUUUAUCAACUUUUUUUUGUUCUUGGGAGUUCUGAUGA